UCAGGCGGCGCUUGCCCGUCAGCUGGGGGCUAUGCGCUCGCUGAAGGCUCUGGCUGAGCCCCGGGACUGACCGAGGAGGAAGGCAGAGUGUUUGCAGGGAGCAGGGUCAGAGAGGGAGCGUGCUACGUUUGGAACAUUGCGGCCAUGGGUGUGGAAGUCGAGACCAUCUCUCCGGGAGACGGAAGGACUUUUCCAAAGAAAGGCCAGACGUGUGUGGUCCAUUACACAGGGAUGCUACAGAAUGGAAAGAAGUUUGAUUCCUCCCGAGAUCGAAACAAGCCUUUCAGGUUCAAGAUCGGCAGACAAGAAGUCAUUAAAGGAUUUGAGGAAGGGGCUGCACAGAUGAGCCUAGGACAAAGAGCAAAGCUGACCUGUACACCUGACAUGGCAUAUGGAACCACAGGCCAUCCUGGAGUCAUCCCCCCAAAUGCUACUCUGAUUUUUGAUGUGGAGCUGCUUAGGAUAGAGUAAAACGGGGCAACUGACUGAAGGCACCUGUUGAUAACCACCCAUUCUUUCCCCUUCCUUUUAAUGGGAGGAAUAUCCACUGGAAUUUCCAUAAUCUUCACACAAACUGUCAUGCCAACAAUGCCUAUCCUUGGGGUUGUUUUCCCAUUUUCUUCCCUUUUUUACUGUUGUUGGUGUCAGUAUUUGUCCCUGUUUAGAUGCUUCUUUGCUGUGGAGACAGAAAAAAAUGGCUGUACAUUUUAUUUUAAUUUGCAUGUGAAGCUUCAAAAUUGUGAUUGCAACUAUAUAUAUAUAAAAACUAUAAAUAUAUAUAUAUGGAUUACUUACUGAAAAACCACUGCCUUAUACACUUAAAGGAAGAAAAAACACACAAGGGUGCUCAGAAAUCCAGUGUACAUCUUGUACAUGAGUGGGCAUUAACCAAAGUUACCUGCGCUGCCACUUUUUCCUCAACUUGUAUGUUCUGCUUGCUUCUGUUUUAAAGAAAACAUCUCAUGUGAAAACUUUCCAAAAAGAAAAAUAAAUUCUUGAUACUUUAUUGAU
Rhineura floridana is the source of this 1011-nucleotide messenger RNA. It is a transcript of the gene FKBP1B, whose product is annotated as FKBP prolyl isomerase 1B. Gene Ontology annotation, cellular component: sarcoplasmic reticulum membrane. Gene Ontology annotation, biological process: regulation of cardiac muscle contraction by regulation of the release of sequestered calcium ion. NCBI's taxonomy places the organism in Eukaryota, Metazoa, Chordata, Lepidosauria, Squamata, Rhineuridae. Gene Ontology annotation, molecular function: peptidyl-prolyl cis-trans isomerase activity. The record is from RefSeq and is a predicted model, not a curated record. The transcript has 4 exons. Bases 145 to 471 code for a protein of 108 amino acids.